Molecule: messenger RNA, 1260 nt
Organism: Bombyx mandarina (wild silkworm)
Lineage: Eukaryota; Metazoa; Arthropoda; Insecta; Lepidoptera; Bombycidae
Product: gamma-butyrobetaine dioxygenase
Biological process (GO): carnitine biosynthetic process
Cellular component (GO): mitochondrion
Molecular function (GO): oxidoreductase activity
Source: RefSeq, a predicted model, not a curated record
AUGUUCGCUUUGAAACGGUUUCAAAGCUGCCGUUUUAAAUUUAUACCGAAAAUAAUCGCGACACAAAUUCAUAGUCACAGUGCUCUACUUAAAUAUACAAAUGAAGACCAUUUAAAACUUAACAUCAAAGGAAAUGAUCUCAAGUUUCCUUUUGUUUGGCUUCGAGACAACUGUCAGUGCGACCAGUGCUUCCACAGAACCGCGAAGAGCAGGAUCCUGGAUUGGACAAAAUUCGACAUCAACAUCAAGCCAGCAAACGUGGCCCAAGGCGAAAACUCGCUCCAAGUGACCUGGAGUGAUGAGCAUAAAUCAAGUUACGAGUUCGACUGGCUAAAAUUCAGGAGCUUCACCCCUGAAAACCAAAAAACAUACAAGGACACGAUCUUCAGACCGAAAAGGAUAACUUGGCAUGGUGAUGAUUUUGAAAACAUUUUUAGCAAACACGAUUACAAUGAUAUUGUAAAGUCUGACGAGGCUCUAUACAAUUGGUUACACCAACUUUCGAUUUACGGUGUGGCUCUCAUACAGAAUACGCCUGCUUCAGAGACAGCUGUGGAUAAAAUCGUUGACAAGAUCGGCUUCACAAAACGAACGCAUUAUGGAAUCAAAUUCAUAGUCCAGCACGUGGCCAACACUAGCAACGUCGCAUACCUGUCCAGCAAUUUACAAAUGCAUACUGAUCUACCUUACUACGAAUACUGCCCCGGUGUAAACUUAUUACACUGUCUAGUUCAAACGGCGAGCAGGGGUGGUGAGAAUUUGCUGGUUGAUUGUCAUUACGUAGCAAAUUACAUGAAGGAAAACCACCCGGAUGAGUAUAAAAUUUUGACUGACACCGAGGUCGAAUGGAACGAUAUUGGCGAGGAGGAUGGAAACGAAUUCUACAAACUGAACCGAAGCCCUGUUAUCAGCCUUGACAAGCACGGAGAAAUAACAAAAAUAAAUUUCUCUGUAGCUCAGAGGAGCAGCAAUCUCCCCGCUCCUUAUGAGUCUGUCAUACCUUGGUACAAAUCUUAUGCGCUCUUCCAUAACCUUGGUCGAAAGUUCGCAGCGAAAUACAAGACACAGGAUGGAGAUAUUUUGGUCUUCGACAAUAGAAGGCUACUGCAUUCGAGAAGUGCUUAUGAAGACAAUUCAAACAACGUAAGAAAAUUAAUAGGUGCCUAUGUUGAUUGGGACGAAAUAUACUCGAGAUUGCGAUGCUUAACAGUUAAAUUAAAAUAUGUCGAUGGAAUUUUUCAAUCAAAUCAUAGAGGAUAA